This is a messenger RNA of Drosophila busckii, 2908 nucleotides long. RefSeq lists its product as uncharacterized. Bases 146 to 2629 code for a protein of 827 amino acids. The transcript has 7 exons. The record is from RefSeq and is a predicted model, not a curated record. Lineage: Eukaryota; Metazoa; Arthropoda; Insecta; Diptera; Drosophilidae.
AGCAACAACAACGACGCGCGCAGAAUAUUUAGUAAAUUCGAAGCUACAUAUUACAUUAAAUGAUGAUUAUUCGGAGUAGGAGUUGUUCAAAUAGGAAAUAUAUUUAAAUUGCUGGAAUUAAUUCCGUAAUUUGAAUGUACGAAUUAUGGAUUUACAGGAAUUUUUAUCAUUGGAGCGCAAGCAACUUGAACUGGAUCGUCAACGACUAGGCUCCGCUAGAAGUGGCCAGAAUUGCAAUAACAAUGACUGCCCGGCAGCCUUGUUAAUGCAAACGGAUGGCUUUGUGGCCGGACAAUGUCAGCGCAUGGCCAACACCAGUGGCGAGUGCAACGAACCCACCAAUGUAACAUACUCAACGUUAGCAACCGCCGAGCCCAAUCAAAACUAUGAACUACAAGUAGAUCUAAGCGGGCACAAGCAGGAACAGGAACAGCCGGCAUUGCCUAAAUCGGCUAAGGAAUUUGUGAAUCAACGUGAAUUGUUGGUCGGCAGCGCGCGACAGUACAAAUCGCCAAAUGCGUCGUAUCGCCAUUUGGAGCACGAACGUCCGCAAAGUGAGAAUCGUUUGCCAAUUGACCGAGGACAAGGCCGGGGAAGCGGUCGUAGACGUGGAGGCAACAAUGCGGAUGAUAUGGAGCAAUGGGUUACGGACACAUUUUAUUCGUAUUUUCCCGGCUUUAACAAUGAAAAUCAGAAACGACAGAAUUAUUUGCGUGAGCGACAGCGCGAGAAUCAGCAGAACUUUCUCAAGCACCAGAUGCUGCAUCCACCGGCGACAAAGCAGCGGCGUCAGGUGAAGCUGGCGCCGGAGGAGACACAAACAGCGCGUUCGAGUCACAGCAGCACGAGCACCUCGAAUAGCCGCACAGAUAAGACUGACCUAGAGUUAAUUGUAAAUAGCAAUCCCAACUAUGUGGCGCCUAAAAUAAAAGCAAGCAGCACGCGUCAACAAAUGCUGCAGGAUCUGGGUCAUGUGGAGCUGUCCAAUAUUGUGAUCGGCGAUGGAAUUAAUCAGCGCAAUAUGCGCAGCGCCGAGUUAGAAACGGCAAGGAAGAAAGACUACCAACGCGACUUGAUGCAGCAAAUUGAAGAGAAGCGACGCUCCAUAGAAGCGCUGCGCGAAAAGGAGCUGAGGCAGGAAGAGGCGCUAACUAGACGUUUGGAGGCGCAGCUUAAAACUAUGCAGCUAGAAGAACAAUUGGAAAAGCAGCGACAGCGCGCAGAAAAGGCGCGCAUCGAUGCUGAACAAAAUCGAAUAAUGCGUGAACAAUUGCUGAUGAAGCUGGAACAAGAUGCACAGGCGGCUGCAGCAAGAAGCAAGCAAACUAAAGUGGAUCACAGCAAGCUUAUCAACAACAACAAAGAUGUCCCUGAUAGCCACAACAUGCUUAGCAACAACAACAAAGUCUAUAAGUACUUCAGCAAUUCGGCGCAUCAUGAAUACAGACGCGGUCAACCACUUCCGCCUGCUGUGGAUUUGGAAUUUGAGCUGCCGCAAAUGGCCAAAAUAGAACGCGAGUGCUUCCAUCUAUGUGAGAAAAUAUGUCCGUUCUGCAAUGAUCCGCUCAAGAGCUACGAAAGCUGUUGUCUUCGUUGCCAGCGCAAGUUGGCGCUCAAGAUGAAGCAUCAGCGCCAAUUGCCCAGCACCGAAGAGACAGACACGCCUGAGCCGCAGAAUCAGCACCAGCCACAUCAGACAGAAGAGUCUGAUACUUGCCAAAGCAGCUAUGCAUUGGUUUGCGUCAAAUGCGAACGUCUCUAUGCUUUAUGUACUCAAUGCUUGACCAAGAGUGACGUCUGUCGAGCUUGCCAACGUGAGCGUAAUGUCUGCAUGAGCUGUCGACGUAAUUUGUGCUCUUUUUGCUUGGAAGAAAUAGCCUGUGGCAAGGACACCGAGCGCACGCAUGUCAACGAUAUAGAAGAUCAGCAGCAGCAGCAGAAGUCGCAGUCGCAGACAGACGAUGCUUUUCGCGUACUCGAGUUAAACUAUACGGCUGAUUCCCCAGCACCCGAAAAUAAUACCUCCGGUGCCUCUCCGCCGUACGCCUUUAACAUUGGACCUAACUCAGUGUUUAAUGCGGACGACUAUAAGCCAACGCCGGUCAAGCCACUGCCCAUGGAGGAACCACUGCCCACCGUCUCUGGCAGCGGCAACAAUAGCUUUGAGAUAGACAGCGCUGAUGAGCAGUCCAUGGAGCGUGUGCGUCGCCAAACGGAUAAACGUCUCUCCCGUUAUCUUGAGAAUUAUGGUGAUCUAGCUGUCAAGCAGCACCAGCAGCAACUACAGCAGCUGCAGCUACAGCGCAGCAAAAGCGAAUCGCGACAUCGGGGAACGCAAACAACGCCGCAAACAUUGGGCAGACGUGAUGUGGUGCUACAUGAAGCUGCCACUCAGAAUCUGUCAAUGCCACUGCUACGUGAAAUGCCCAAAAUGACGCGUAAGGAUACGACACCAACGCCUUCUGAAGGCAAGAAGCAUAUAGAUAAUCUCAAAAAACGUUGGGAGGUGCCCGCUGUGCAAAAGUUUACCGUCUCUUCGUCCUCUCCCAAAAUACUAACCCAAGUGGGUGCCAUACGCAAGCAGCUGCAGGCUGCUCGUUUCUUUGAUGACAUCGAAGCUGAUGAUUAGCAAGUGAUAGCUAACAAUCAUUUUUUCAUUUAGUGAAAAGAUAGGUUGCGUUAAGUUAUUUUAUUUUCAUAUUUUUGUCAGGAAUUUAAAUUUCUCACAUACUCCAUAUUAAUACAGUCCACAUAACAUUUUUGAUUUUUUUUUUGUAAGCCUAGCCAUUAAAUAUACUUGAUUAUUAUAAGCUAAUACCAAGUGCUUCAGCUGUCUUAUGCGGCAACAAAUUUUGUUAAUGUUUUAUACAAUGAAAUGUUAUUACUAAGCAUGAAAUUUAAUAUUAUA